AAACUGUCCCCUCUCGGUCCCUGUCCUGAAAGUAUCGGAGCGCAUAGCAUUCUAAAGCGAUGCUGUAAGAGCAGUGCCUUGACGGGAUGACGAAUCUGAUAGAAGAUUAUUGUCAGUCGGGCGCAAGAACCAGGCCGUUGUCUUCAAGGUGAUCAAGACGAAGGCCCGUCGUGCGUGAAUCCAAAUUGCCGACAUUAACAGAACAAAAAACAGGAUAACCAGCUGUCUUAGCGAUGUGUGGCAGUGCAAGUCGGUGCGGGUCUAUGAGCAUGUCAGUUCGCGAUAAAAUGGCGCCAAAGUGAAACUGAUUUUUCAUAAAUGUUUAUCGGAUGCUGGUUUGAUUGCGUUUCUCUAUUUAUUUGGUUUGUAGGUCAACAGUACUCACGUAGACGAGUAAGUAGGUGAAGGUGUGAGACAGGCUUUGAUGGCUGAGCCGAGCGUACGUGCUUGCUGGUACUCACUGGGGUUGCUGCAUAUUUUCAGUACAACCAAAACAUCGUAAACAUGUAGCGAGUACGCAAACGAGUACGUAUUUUGGCCACAUGCUGCAGCGUCACAAAAACAGAAGUAGAAGCAACGAUAAGUGACGCUGACUCAUGCGAAACAAGUAUACACCAUUGCUUCGAAACUCGGAAUCAAAUUGAUUUGAAUGUCGUUGCCCUUGCCCCUCGUAGUAAGUCGGCGAGUUGUUCUCCGUUCGAGUAGCAGCAUCGUAUUUAUGAAGCGUAACGCGACGGUGAUGUGGAUGUCGCUACCUGCUUCGUUACAGCCAGGCACCAUUUCUAGGCUGUGUUUGUUAUAAUUGAUUGAUAAUGAAAGAAUUUGUCUUGAUGAAUAUGUCGUCCUCGUCUUGAAUUUGAUCUAGUUCUAAGCCAGGACCCUCUAGUACCCAACGACCCCAUGACCGACAUCCUCGUCAAUUUCUGGCAGUAUGAGCCGGUGCGCGUUUGGCGCCGUGGGUUGGUGGAUUCCAUUUCGAUCCACCGGUCCAUCCCGUUCGUCGUCCGCUCACAGUUGAUCCGGCAGCGCAUGCUGCAGUGCUUCUUGCUGAACGGGAUCAUUUUUGUGGGCAGCAUCCUGCUCUACAGCAACGUGAUCAGCCCUCUGUUGUCCUUCUUGCUUAAAACCGACGUAUUGCAGCAGCUGCUCUACGCUCCGGAGACAACCUCGAGUGCAAUUUACACCCCAGACGCAGGGGGAAUUGCGCCUUUCCAGGCGGGUAGUACAACUACCGGCGAAAGUAGAUUCUUGGAAAACACUGAAAGUAGUGGCGCCAUCAACAACAUAAUUGGGGAGCAGGCAACGCUGCGAAACGGACUUCUAGCGCAAGAAUCCGAACUUCCUCCUGGCUCCGCUUCUGCCCAACACGAUAAUCUCCUGUCAGGAGCUUCCACCGACCAGGAGUCCGCUGCUCGCCGAGCAGCCCUUGAUGCAAGUUCCUCCGCGUCUGGGGCCACAACUGGGAUCCUGGUUCAGCACGACACGCUGAUUUUGACCUUGUUUUCUGUGCUGUACAAGUUGCUGUGGCUGUACCCGAUUUACUGUAUUUCGUUCAUUUUGAACACUGUAGCGUACCAAGAUAUCGCAGAUUGCUGCCAGCUCGAAACAGCGGAUGAGAAGAAGAAUCCCAGCCUGCAGCAGCGGAUCGUCGACGAGGCUUUUUUAUGGAUUGCAAAUAUGUACUACGGGUCUGGAAGUAUGUACUGUUGAUAUUUGCAUCACAGACUCGCCGCUUGCACGGCAUCGCAGCAUCAGAAGUUUUUUGAUGCUUCUUGGAGAUUCAUUCUUGGUACAACGCAUGACCAAGAACUGGGUUCUAGCACGACGAAAAAGCGGGCGACUCCUGUUUAUGCAUCAAAGAUUUUGAUGCUGUCCUUCUUGCAUCACAGAUCCAGACCCAGACGUAUUUGCAAAAUGCAUAACUCCGGGUGCUGCUGAACCUGAUCUACAUCCUGUGCUCAACUUUGAUGUACUACUGCAUCCCCUUCGGAGUCGGGAAGUUCUUCUACUUUGUCGCCAGUUGCUGGCUUGCCUCCUUGUACUGCUUCGAAUACCGCUGGGUCUUCCUCGGGUGGAACUCGCACCAGCGGCUCAGCUACUCUAAGGAAAAAUCCCCCCUCCCCAUAUUGAAACCGCACCCGGCUGAAAAUUUGUGAUGGAGAUUUGUUGCCACAAAUCGAGUCUGUCUUGCAAGAAGGCACAUUCAGGAUGUCCGCUACGUUGUGCAGGCCAUUUGUAAUGCUGGAAGGCCUACAGGGUAGCCGUCUACCAUGCUAGACGCCUACACCAAAUGGCCCCUAAGUGCCUGGGCUUUGCUUAGGAUCUGCGUGCCGUCCUCUACUGCGACACAGAUUGGAUUUGUGUAUCCAAAUCCAGCAUGAGAAGUUUCGUUUUGUUACGGGGAGGGGGGAUUUUUCCUUUCGAUAUCAGCUACUUCGAAUCGCACUGGCUCUACUUCUGUGGAUUCGGCUUCCCUAUCGCUUUCCUCUCCUACACCUCCCCCACCUUUAUCGACAACGGCAUCUUCGCGCUGAUCUUUCCCUUCUUCAUCCUGACCAGCUCGGUCGCCAGUCCGCAGGGCUUGCCGGUGCGGACUUACAGGGCGAAUGAAGGAGUUCUUGCGGCGGCGGGGGGGAGAAGUUCCGGUGGCACGACUAGAAGUACAGAGAUCAUGACAAAUAAACACACAACGACGACCAACAACGGUGAUGCGACUAAUUAUGCGUCAACAAGAUCACGGGGCUCCAGGACCACGACCUCCGCAGGGUUCAGUACAGCCGCUGGAGGUUCAAUUUCAUCAACACCGACCUCAUCUGCAGGUUCUUCUGGCGCGGCGCAAACAGUCGGAGGUGCAACAGCUGCGUCUCAACAGCAGCAGCAGAUGAAUACUAGCGUGAACCACAACAACUACAAAGUGCACCGGAUCCCGAUCUUCUGGUUGGUGGCCAAGCUGACCACGUUUCUGCUCAGUUACUGCGAACGACGUCGAGCAGACCCGGCGGGGGGAGGUGGUGGGGGCAGUAAUCACAGCCAGUCGAACGGUUCUUCCGGUGUUUCAUCUUCUCGUGGCGACCACAGGAAAUCACGUAUGUCAGGGGGUAAUGCUGAACAAAGUACGACGAGGAGUAAGCAUCAUGGGUCCUCUUCGAAAACCAACUUGAUGAAUAGGACACGGUGAUGAAAGAGUUUUUAUGAAGUAGCACGAUAAGUAGGAGAAAAAAAAUCACAGGUGUUCAUCUUGAUGUGCACCACCGUCCGAGAAUAAAGAGCGAAGUUUUGAUAUUGCAUACUACACACAGAUCCAUAAAGAUCUUGGGAGCAACGUAAGUAAGUACUUCAUCUUCAUCGCGGCCAUGAUCUUUACUGUGUCAAACCUGUU
Messenger RNA from Amoebophrya sp. A120, 3379 nucleotides. NCBI's taxonomy places the organism in Eukaryota, Dinophyceae, Syndiniales, Amoebophryaceae. The record is from the annotation of a GenBank genome assembly.